GAAAGGAUCGGCACGAAUAGCGGUUUUCUCAUUCUGUGGCAAAACAAACCGGUCCGGGUAGGUACCUUUUACCGCCGAAACCGGAUCUAUUUCAAGGGAAGCCAACUCAACCGGAUCCCUCUCUAUGCCCUAACCGGUCGGUCCGGUCACAUUUCCACGGUUCUCUUCUCUUCUCACUCUUGGAGUCGGUUCAUUCUCUCUUCCUAUUCCCCUCUUCUCCUCCAAUAAUAAAAAAAAAAGCGAUUCAUCAAACCGGGGAAAAAAUGGGUUCGAAUCUGGAACCGGUGCCAAUUACAUCCCAGAAACAUGACCCGGCAUGGAAACAUGUUCAGAUGUUUAAGAAUGGGGACAAGGUGCAGCUGAAGUGCAUAUAUUGUCUGAAGAUGUUCAAGGGUGGUGGGAUUCAUAGGAUUAAGGAGCACCUUGCUUGCCAGAAAGGGAAUGCAUCUACUUGCAGCCGUGUUCCCCAUGAUGUCAGGAUUCACAUGCAGCAGAGUUUGGAUGGGGUUGUGGUGAAGAAGAGGAGGAAGCAGAAGAUCGAGGAGGAGAUUAUGAAUGUUAAUCCUUUGACCACUGUUGUGAACUCGCUUCCUAAUAAUAACCAGGUUGAUGUCAGUCAGGGGGUGCAUGCCAUUGGAGUGGACCACAAUUCAAGUUUCGUAGUGAAUCCUGGAGAAGGAAUGAGUAAGAAUAUGGAAAGGAGGAAGAAGAUGAGAGCUAGUAAGAAUCCUGCAGCUAUUUAUGCAAACUCGGAGGGUGUUGUUGCUGUGGAGAAGAAUGGACUGUUUCCCAAAAGGGGGGACAAUCACAUUCAUAUGGCGAUUGGUAGGUUUUUGUAUGACAUUGGUGCACCUUUUGAUGCUGUGAACUCGGUCUAUUUUCAAGAAAUGGUUGAGGCAAUUGCUUCAAGGGGAGUGGGUUUCCAACGGCCCUCGCAUCAUGAACUUCGGGGUUGGAUCCUGAAGAACUCUGUGGAGGAAGUGAAGAAUGAUAUAGAUAGAUGCAAGAUGACUUGGGGGAGGACUGGCUGUUCCAUUUUGGUUGAUCAAUGGACAACAGAAUCUGGGAGAGUACUGAUAAGCUUUUUGGCUUAUUGUCCUGAAGGCAUUGUCUUUUUGAAAUCUUUGGAUGCAACUGAGAUUUCAACUUCUGCAGAUUUUCUGUAUGACAUGAUAAAACAAGUGGUAGAUGAAGUUGGAGUCGGGCAAGUGCUGCAAGUGAUUACGUCUGGUGAAGAACAAUAUGCUAUUGCUGGUAGACGGCUGACAGACACUUUUCCCACCCUUUAUUGGAGCCCUUCUGCUGUUCAUUGCAUCGAUUUCAUUCUUGAAGAUUUUGGAAAUCUUGAGUGGAUUAGUGCAGUGAUUGAACAAGCUAAAUCUGUGACAAGAUUUGUGUACAAUUACAGUGCAAUUUUAAUUAUGGUUAAAAGGUAUACCUUAGGGAAUGAUAUUGUGGAUCCAUCUUUUUCACAAUUUGCUACAAACUUUACCACAUUGAAACGGAUGGUUGAUCUUAAACACAAUUUACAGGCCUUGGUGACUUCUCAGGAGUGGGCAGACUGCCCAUAUUCGAAGAAAUCAGCAGGGCUUGAAAUGUUAGAUUGCCUAAGCAGUCAAACAUUUUGGUCCUCGUGUGACAUGAUUGUUCGUCUAACAACCCCUCUCUUAAAAGUUCUGAGAAUAGCUAGUAGUGAGAUGAGACCAGCAAUGGGAUACAUUUAUGCUGGAAUGUACCGGGCAAAAGAAGCUAUUAAAAAAGCACUUGGUAAGAGGGAGGAAUAUAUGGUGUACUGGAAUAUUAUACAUCAUAGAUGGGAAAGGCUGUGGCAUCAUCCUCUUCAUGCUGCUGGAUUCUACCUUAAUCCAAAGUUCUUUUAUAGUAUUCAAGGAGAUAUACACAGUCAGAUUGUCUCAGGAAUGUUUGACUGCAUAGAGAGAUUGGUACCCGAUACAAGAAUCCAAGAUAAAAUUAUCAAAGAGAUAAACUUGUACAAGUCUGCUGCGGGCGACUUUGGGAGAAAGAUGGCAGUUAGAGCAAGAGAUAAUCUGCUUCCUUCUGAAUGGUGGUCAACAUAUGGAGGAUGAUGCCCAAACUUAUCACGGUUAGCAAUUCGUAUUCUCAGCCAAACAUCCAGUGUGAUGUCCUGCAAGAGAAACCAGAUUCCUUUUGAACAAAUAGUCAACACAAGGAAUUACAUAGAGCGCCAACACCUCACCGAUCUUGUCUUUGUUCACUGCAAUUUACGAUUAAGACAAAUGUUUAUGAGCAAAGAGCAAGAAUUUAGUGACCCCCUAUCGUUUGACAGCAUUAGUUAUGUUGAUGAGUGGAUUAGGCCAAGGGAUUUAUACACAGACGAGUAUGGGAACUCGGAUUGGAUGGCACUGGAUCCAUCUUCAGUUAACACAAUGCUUUUAAGGCCUUUAAAUGAUGAAGCUGAAGAAUUGGGUGAAG
Molecule: messenger RNA, 2454 nt
Organism: Vigna unguiculata (cowpea)
Lineage: Eukaryota; Viridiplantae; Streptophyta; Magnoliopsida; Fabales; Fabaceae
Molecular function (GO): protein dimerization activity; DNA binding
Source: RefSeq, a predicted model, not a curated record